AUGGACAGCGAUCACAGUCAAAGUACCGAGAAGAGAGAGACUAUCCAAUACCGAGAGAGUACAGGACAUGCUCUAACAACAAUUCCGACAUCUGUGACUCUGUCACCUGAGCAGUUUGAGAAGCUUUACUUGACGCCUAUGACCCGCUGUCAGCCUGAACUUGCCAAGCGAGUUGGAAAACCGACACCGCUAGCUCUUGGUGGUUUUGUCAUUACCACGACUCCAAUUUCUUGUUGUUUGAUGGCUUGGAGAGGCUCCAGUGGAAACGGGGUGGCAUUCAUCGGACCCAUCGUCUUCCUUGGUGGCUUGUUGCUGCUUAUCACCAGUAUUCUUGAAUUCAUCCUGGGCAAUACCUUUCCUUGUGUUGUUUUCGGCACCAUCGGUGAGUUUGAAGACCUUGAGAAAUGUACCGCAGCGUCUCGAUCGCGUUUCUCAUACUUCCUGAUAGGAGGAUUCUGGUUUGCCUUUGCCGCCACAAUGAUUCCUGCAUUUAAUGCAGCCGCUCCUUAUUCAGCAUCAACCACUGACACAGUCGCCGGGCUUUCAAGUGCGGGCUUUAUGAACACCUAUGCUUUUUUAUUCAUAACGAUGGCUGUAUUGAUGUUGAUAUUUAUGAUCUGUGCGACACGCACCAAUGUUGUGUAUACACUUAUCUUUUUGACACUGCUCGUGGUCUUCUUGCUUCUAUCAUCUGCAUACUGGCUACUGGCAGAAGGCAAUUCUGCUGGUGGUAACAAAUGCGUCAAAGGAGCUGGGGCUUCGCUCUUUGUUGCGAGUUUGCUGGGCUUUUAUCUGCUAAUUGUCCAAUUGUUUGAGGCAAUGGAAUUUCCUUUCCAGUUACCGGUCGGAGACCUGGGGGCGCUCUGGGGUCGCAGUAUGCAAAAGUUAGGAUUUCCUUCCGAAUCUUUUCGAAUGUCAUGCUAA
Messenger RNA from Penicillium subrubescens, 924 nucleotides. RefSeq lists its product as uncharacterized. Lineage: Eukaryota; Fungi; Ascomycota; Eurotiomycetes; Eurotiales; Aspergillaceae. The transcript is spliced from 6 exons. The record is from RefSeq and is a predicted model, not a curated record. Gene Ontology annotation, molecular function: acetate transmembrane transporter activity. Gene Ontology annotation, cellular component: plasma membrane. Bases 1 to 924 code for a protein of 307 amino acids.